AUGUCUGGCAACGACUCAAACCUCAGUGAUGCUGAGAAGAUGCGACUGAAGCGUCUUGCCCGCCUUGGCGGUGCAGCCUCGCCUGCCCCCACGCCGCAACCUCCGGCGGCGGCACAGGAGGCAGCGUCGGCGGCUGAGACCCACACACCAGCUUCAGCAUCGUCGCGUCUCCUUUCUCAGCAUGCAUCGAGCUCACCAAGGCCCACCGCUCCUUCGCCAACCCCGGCUAGCACGUCAACCUCACCUCCUAAACGCCCUUCGCCGGCUCCAGCAGCCCCGACGCCGACUCCUGCCUUCAAGCGCAAAGUGAUCCCGUCCAAGCCUGUAGUGGCACCUCCAGCUCCUUCUCCAGUGUCCAUUGCCACUGCUGUUUCGCCUCCAUUGACAUACAAGGACUGGGAAGCAAGCAAGGUGGCUACGGUCUUUGGCGUAACUCUGGAGAAAUCAUUUGCAGCGGCGACCAACUGGAAGCAGGUCUGGCUCAAAGGACUGGCGGAAGAGAUUCGCGAGGAGAACCCAGAUGCACCUUCCUCGUUGAAAGUGUCGUUGGACCUUCGCGACCGCCUUCUCAUCGCCCGUCUUUCUCUGGACCCCGCCGCAAUGGCCACCUCCAGCGACCCUGAUCAGCUGCAAGUGCUGGCAGGCAUGCCCAAGGACGAGACUGUGUUCGAGUACCUCACUGGCUGCUGGAAACGUCUCUACGCGGCCAAUCGUGAAUUCGCUCGCUUUGCAUACAGCAAGGAGGAGAAGACCGAAUGGGCGUCUGCCUUUGCCGAACUGAAGAGGUUGAUCAUCUCUUACAGCGGCAUGACUCUGGAGGACCCUUCCAUGUUCCCUCAGCCCGCAGAUCGUCCGGUCGGCCCUGCCGAGUUCCUGCCGCUUCUCCUUGGUGUCAGUGGUGAAGUCUCUGGUAACGUUGACCCUUUGACCUCGUCCUCCGCCCCAGUUGCUCCCACCGUUCGUGGUGCUCUUGCUCCCGGGGACCUCCUUCCUUUCCUGAACGACCUCGCUGUGGGUUUCCAGGAAGGGUCUCUGGCGGACGUUAUCACUCCUACUCUGAGCCUCUUCUUCCAGGAGUGGUUCAAGAUUGUUCCCACCCCCGACUUGAUGGGCACGGAGUGGCGCAAAUACCUGGGUGCGGUGUCGCUCCUGGUCAAGAACAAGGCCAUCGCCGCUCUUCUCCCCUCGUUGCCCAUCUGGGUUGCGCCCGGUGUUACGGCUAGCAAGAUUGAGUGGCAGUCCCUUCUGGGACCUCUUACUCGUCUCAGCGUGUUCUCCCGCGAAUUCCCUCAAAUUGAAAAGACCUACUUCUCCAACCCCACGGAGAGGCGUACCGCGGACAUUGACGCCAACAAGGCCAACCUGCGGAACUCUCUCGAGGGCCUACAGUCCAUGCUGUUUGACAUUUACAACAGCAUCGUCCGUGCCUCGCCCGAGUCCCGUGAGGGUGUUCUCGACUUCAUUACUCUCAUUGCCAACUUGAAUGACAAACGUUCCGGCAUGAGAGUUCAGUACACAACCGUUUCGUCGGACGGCUUCAUGAUCAACCUGCAGUCCAUUCUCCUGAAGCUCUUCGAGCCUGUCAUGGACGUCCAGUUCUCAAAGAUCGAUAAGGUCGACCCCGAGUACUACCUCCACUCCAAGCGCAUCGACAUUGCCGAGGAGACGAAGAUCCGUGCUUCCAAGGAGGAAGUGGACGAGUAUUACGGCAGUGCGAUGGACGUCGACGCCAAACCCAACUUCAUCUCGGACAUCUUCUUCCUUCUGAACUCGAUUCAUCGUCUUGGACUGGUUAAGACCAUCGGUACACGAAAGGACAUGGAGAAGGGUCUCCAGGAGCUCGAGGAUGACUUGAAGAACCUCGAGGGCCGUCGCGCAGAGUGGAGCAGCAACCCUGCUACACUUGCUCAAGGCGAGGCUGCGGUCAAGAAACUGAAGGACGAUAUUGCCAGGCGCCAUGGCUUGCUCCACACCUUUGACACUCAGCUCCUUGACCCCAAGUUUACGAGGUUGACUGUGACGUUCGUUGGUUUCCUCAUGAACUGGCUGCUGCGCCUCGUCGACCCCAAGCACCAGCACCCACAGGUUCCUAUCACCCUUCCUCUUCCCGCAGAGGCACCCCAGCAGUUCAGGAUGCUUCCAGAGUUCCUGUUCGACAACAUUGUCGAGUACUACGACUUCCUUUCCCGUCAUGACUCGGACGCUCUGGAUAAUGCUGAUAAGGACAUCCUCAUCACGUUUGCCAUUACUUUCCUCACACCGGGCUAUGUCAACAACCCUUUCCUCAAAGCAAAGUUGGUCAGCACCAUGGCCAACGGCCUCUACCCCCAGGGUUACCACCGCCGCGGCCCCCUGUUUGACCGCUUGAGCGUUCACACUCUGUCGACCCAGCACCUUAUGCCAGCUCUUAUCCGCUUCUUCAUUGACGUCGAGAUAACCGGUGGUCACACACAGUUCUAUGACAAGUUCAACUUUAGGCGCGACAUGAGCAGGAUUAUCAAGUCCAUGUGGACCAACCCUCUGCAUCGUGAGGCGUUCGUCAAGUCGACUCGCGACGACUUCGAUCAAUUUGUCAAGUUUGUCAACAUGUUGAUGAGCGACACAACGUACCACCUCGAAGAGUCUUUGACCCACCUCACCAAGAUCAACCAAGUCCGCGCUCAAAAGGCCAAUGUGGACGGGUGGAAUGCCAUGGACGAGGCCGAGCGCAAGGAUGCGGAGAGCGAGCUCAAAUCGGCCGAGCGCUUUGCUGGCUUCCCCACGUCGAUGGGUCGCGACCACGCCGAGCUCAUCCGCGACAUUACAGCCACCACCAAGGAACCAUUCCUCACUGGCGAGAUCGUCGACCGCCUCGCUGCGUCUCUGGACGAAAACCUGACAAACCUUGUCGGCCCCAAGAUGCAGGAGCUCAAGCUCUCAGACCCCGAGCGCUUCUCAUUCAAGCCGAAGCCGCUCCUCGCCGCCAUUGCCCAGAUUUAUCUCAACCUCGGCACUGAACCGGCGUUUAUCCGCGCAGUCGCCAACGACGGUCGUAGCUACUCCAAAGAGCUGUUUGAGCGGUUCGGUCGCGUCCUCAAGCACCGCGCUAUCAUGACUGAGGCGGAGGCUGAUGCGAUCCUGGCGUUUGCUGAUCGCGUCGAGAAUGCCCGGGCCACCAUUGAGGAGGAGGAUGAGCGCGAGAUUCCCGACGAGUUCCUUGACCCUCUACUCGCUACCCUGAUGAAGGACCCUGUUAUCCUGCCCGUUUCGCGGGUGACAAUCGACCGCAGCACCAUUCGUGCGGUACUCCUGUCCAAGGAGCUGGACCCAUUCAACAACAUGCCUCUCAAGUACGAGGAUAUUCUUCCUGACGUCGAGCUCAAGGCGAGGAUCGAGGCCUGGGUGGCUGAGGGCACGCACGGCGGUGGCAAGGGACAAGACGCCGAGGCUAUUGAUGUGGACCAGUAG
Molecule: messenger RNA, 3447 nt
Organism: Apiotrichum porosum
Lineage: Eukaryota; Fungi; Basidiomycota; Tremellomycetes; Trichosporonales; Trichosporonaceae
Exons: 18
Coding region: 1-3447 (1148 amino acids)
Biological process (GO): protein polyubiquitination
Cellular component (GO): cytoplasm; nucleus; ubiquitin ligase complex
Molecular function (GO): ubiquitin-ubiquitin ligase activity
Source: RefSeq, a predicted model, not a curated record